Molecule: messenger RNA, 2403 nt
Organism: Adelges cooleyi (spruce gall adelgid)
Lineage: Eukaryota; Metazoa; Arthropoda; Insecta; Hemiptera; Adelgidae
Product: proton-coupled folate transporter-like
Exons: 9
Coding region: 560-2083 (507 amino acids)
Biological process (GO): transmembrane transport
Cellular component (GO): membrane
Molecular function (GO): transmembrane transporter activity
Source: RefSeq, a predicted model, not a curated record
GUUUAAUGAAACCAGUACUGUGUGUGUGUAAAGAUUUAUAAAAAAAAAUGAACAAAUACUUUUAAUUUUAACUGUCGGCGUAUAUUUUAUUUUUAACAGUAGAAGUCUAGUGGUUUUAUUCAUUUUUUUAUUUUUCCAAAACAUAUAAGUGUGUAAACUGUAAAUCCAUUACUGAUUUUCAAACACGUUUAAAUAAAGCAUUUCUUAUAGGCGAACAGACACAACAAAUUUUUAUUUUGCAAAUUUGGCUUACCUACCAAUAUACCUACAGGUACGUAUCAACAACAAAGAUAACAACACGAUGGCAAUGGUAAUGAUCCAUUUCAUAACAAGCAAAAAUGGAUGAUAUAUUGUAAUAGUUUCAUAGCAUCGAUAGUCGGCAUCAUCCACUCAAACCAGACGGCAGACGGCUUCUUCGAUUUCAUAGCUCAAACUAAUAAAUUUCAUUAAGCAAAUAAGUCGUGUUUACAGUGUACUUUAAGAAAGAAUAAAUGUGCAUUUGAGGAGUAUUAACAAAUCUAUUUCAGGAUUACAAAUAGAUAAAAAAAAGUUAAAGAGCAUGGACCCGAAUAAGGAAAUAAACGACAAAAAUACCACUUCAAUUAAUGACGAAGAUGACGAUGAAUGGCAGAAAAUGGGUUUCGGAUCCAAAACAAAAUAUGUUUUCAAGAACAUCACAGUGGAACCACUCAUGGCGCUUUUUCAGGUAUCAUCUGUGUUAUCAAGUUUAACUACACAAAACUUGAACCUGUCAAAAGCGUGCCGAGUGAACUUGCAACUUAGUGAUGAUGUAUGUUACGGGUUGGAGAACAAAAAUAUGUCUUCCUAUCCAAGAGAAGAAGAGGAAGUACAACAUAUGGUAGCAGACAUGUUGAUUUGGCAAACCAUAAUACAGAGCAGUAUACCGUGUGUCUUGGUAAUUUUCAUUGGGUCGUGGAGCGACCGACAUCAAAAACGCAAACCCUGUAUGAUAAUACCAAUUCUAGGAGAGCUUGUCAGAAAUAUUGGAUUAUUAUUGUGCGUUUACUACUACUACCAGCUGCCGUUAGAAGUAGCGGGUCUCGUGGAAUCGAUACCAUCGGCCAUUGCUGGAGGAAUGACUGUUCUGUACUUAGCAGCGUUCUCCUAUGUCGGAGACGUGAGCACUAUGAAAAAUAGAACGCUCAGGGUUGGUUUGAUGAACUUAUUUUUCGGAGCUGCUUGGCCAAUCGGAGCAGCACUUUCUGGUAUUCUAUUCCAGCAACUUGGGUUUUACGGCGUAUACUACAUAUCCACGGCGCUAUAUCUGAUUAGCUUGAUUUACGGUAUUUUCCGCAUAAAGGAAAACCCGAAACGAAAAACGGAAACGGAACCAGUUCAAAUACUCACGGGUUGCACGGACCACAUUUCUGACUUUUUCAACAUAAACCAUAUCAGUGAAGCGUUUAAAGUGACGUUUAAAAGAGAACCUCACAUUAGAUGGCUUAAAAUUAUGAUGUUGAUGUUUGUUAUCGUGGUGGUUCAAGGUCCUAUGCAAGGAGAAACAGCGGUUGGAUAUUUGUAUACCCGAAUUAAAUUUAAUUGGAACGAAGUCGAUUACAGCGUGUUCUCUACAUUUUCAUUCAUGGCAAACAUAGCAGGUGUGGGAAUUGCACUGGGAAUAUUUAGCCAACUGUUCAAGAUGGACGAUUCGUUAAUUGGAAUUAUUGCCGUUACUAGCAAAGUGGUAUCAGGAUUCGUGUACGCAUUUGCGUCUACAGAGCUCAUGUUUUAUAUAGGAAGUUUGACUGAAAUGAUGGCUGGUUCAUCAUACAUUGUCGUGCGGUCUAUUUUAUCUAAAGUCGUUCCUCAAAAUGAACUUGGACAAGUGUCCGCAAUCAUAGCAGUCAUAGAAACAUUAGUGCCUGUAGUCUACAAACCAUUAUAUAGUGCCAUCUAUAAUACUACAUUGAACGUAUUCCCAGGAACUUUUUACAUUGUCGGUGCUAUAAUGCUCAUUCCAGCUAUUAUUAUCUAUAUAUGGAUGUAUCUAGUGAAUAGAAAAUCACAACGAGAAACUCAAGCUAUAGAGAGGAUAAAUAACGGUUAUAAACAUGACGAUUAAAAAUCCCCUGCGUCCCGUCUGGUUUUAGAUAACAGCUAAAGGCUAAAUUUUAAGUUUUAAUGUUUUUUUGACGUGUAAAACAAUUUUUAUAUCGUUUUUUUUUUUUUUUUAAGGGAUUUUGCAUAUACAAUUUAUUUUUACAAUAUUACCGUAUUUAUUUACAAUAACUUAUAAUUACGAUGAAAUGUAAAUAUUAGUAUUAGGAUAACCUUUGAUAUAGAUUAAGUUUUUAUAAAUGUAAAAAAUACUAAAAAAAAUAGAUCUUUUGUGUAUUUUAUAGAAUCUACUUUAUACUUGUUAAUUGUGCUUUUGAUUAUUAA